Molecule: messenger RNA, 1566 nt
Organism: Zea mays
Lineage: Eukaryota; Viridiplantae; Streptophyta; Magnoliopsida; Poales; Poaceae
Exons: 4
Coding region: 214-1146 (310 amino acids)
Biological process (GO): carbohydrate transport
Cellular component (GO): membrane
Molecular function (GO): sugar transmembrane transporter activity
Source: RefSeq, marked validated
UAAUCGAGCAUCGUCGCCUUAGCUCCUCUCCUCUCCUCUCCGUCGUCGUGGAACUUCUCUCCGCCGGCUGUCAUAUAUAUAAAGGAGAAGAAGAGAACAGCAACUCUAGCUAGCCGGCCGGCCUCCGUCGUCGCCGGCGUCGUCGACUAGCUAGCUAACUCUCGAUCUCCAGUUCCUGCCCCCGCGCCCCACGCCCGGCCGUCGUCGUCAGCAAUGGCAGGAGGCUUCUUCUCCAUGGCUCACCCGGCCGUCACCCUCUCCGGCAUCGCAGGAAACAUCAUCUCCUUCCUGGUGUUCCUUGCACCAGUGGCGACGUUCCUGCAGGUGUACCGGAAGAAGUCGACGGGCGGGUUCAGCUCGGUGCCGUACGUGGUGGCGCUCUUCAGCUCGGUGCUGUGGAUCUUCUACGCGCUGGUGAAGACCAACUCGAGGCCGCUGCUGACCAUCAACGCCUUCGGCUGCGGCGUGGAGGCGGCCUACAUAGUCCUCUACCUGGCGUACGCGCCGCGGCGGGCGCGCCUGCGGACUCUGGCCUACUUCUUCCUGCUGGACGUGGCGGCCUUCGCGCUCGUCGUCGCCGUCACGCUCUUCGCCGUCCGCGAGCCCCACCGCGUCAAGUUCCUCGGCAGCGUCUGCCUCGCCUUCUCCAUGGCCGUCUUCGUCGCGCCGCUCAGCAUCAUCGUCAAGGUGGUCAAGACCAAGAGCGUCGAGUUCCUGCCCAUCAGCCUCUCCUUCUGCCUCACGCUCAGCGCCGUCGCCUGGUUCUGCUACGGCCUCUUCACCAAGGACCCCUUUGUCAUGUACCCCAACGUCGGCGGCUUCUUCUUCAGCUGCGUCCAGAUGGGCCUCUACUUCUGGUACCGCAAGCCCCGCCCGGCGGCCAAGAACAACGCCGUGCUGCCGACGACCACGGACGGCGCCAACGCGGUGCAGGUGCAGGGGCAGGUCAUCGAGCUGGCGCCCAACACGGUGGCCAUCCUGUCGGUGAGCCCCAUCCCCAUCGUGGGCGUGCACAAGAUCGAGGUGGUGGAGCAGCAGCACAAGGAGGCCGCCGUGGCCGCCGAGACCCGCCGGAUGGCCGCCGCAAACCCGGACGGCGCCAUGCCGGAGGUCAUCGAGAUCGUCCCCGCCGCCGCCGCGGUGUGACCCAACGCCAAUCACCAUGCACCGUACACACCCUGCUAGCUUCUUAUUAGCUAGCUCGGAUGACGUACGACAGUUUGGUGGCAAGUGGCUGGCAGCUCAAGCAUGCAGAUGCAGGCAUCGUCGUCUGCUAGUUGAUCGUUUAGUUGGUUAAUUGUUGGAUUAUUAUUGCGUGUCUCUCUCGUGUGCGUAGUCUUGUCAGUUCAGUUCAGUUCAGUGUCGAAUCAAGUAGUAGUAGCUGUUGUUUGCAUUGGAUCUGACAAUGCAUGCUAAUAAUUAUGGUGGUGUGAUGGUCUUGGUCGGUACGUGCGUAGUCGUCUACGUACGCCGUGUCAACGUCGUAGAUCUCUACGGGAAGAUGAUAAGACUGUAACAUGCAGGGCAUGCAUCUAUUUAUACUUAACAUAUUCUUUGUGUGCUUAA